This is a messenger RNA of Papilio machaon (common yellow swallowtail), 475 nucleotides long. RefSeq names its product nuclear envelope phosphatase-regulatory subunit 1 homolog (gene Cnep1r2). The transcript has 4 exons. Gene Ontology annotation, cellular component: cytoplasm; Nem1-Spo7 phosphatase complex. The record is from RefSeq and is a predicted model, not a curated record. NCBI's taxonomy places the organism in Eukaryota, Metazoa, Arthropoda, Insecta, Lepidoptera, Papilionidae. Bases 63 to 443 code for a protein of 126 amino acids.
AAUAUGUUUAGCACAAGUGUAUAAUUAAUUUAAGUUUGUUUAACGAAAUAUUUUCUUUUAUAAUGUCGCUAGAACAAACUGCUUGCGAUGACUUGAAGGCGUUUGAACGUCGACUAACAGAAGUUAUAGCAUGUCUUCAACCUGCCACUAUGAGAUGGAGAAUUUUGUUAGCGGUUGUGUCUAUCUGCACGGCAAUAGCCGCAUGGCACUGGCUGACAGAUCCUCUAACACCAGUGGUGUCUCUGACACAGUCGCUGUGGAACCAUCCUUUCUUUGCGUUCACAUCUACUUUCUUAGUACUGCUGUUCAUGUUGGGCGUGCAUAGGAAGGUGAUAGCGCCCAGUAUAAUAACGGCUCGCACUCGUUCCGUUUUAAAUGAUUUCAACAUGUCCUGUGAUGAAACUGGCAAGUUAAUUCUAAAGCCGAGACCUGCUAAUAAUUAAUUGGCAAUCGUAACAAAGUUUUGUAAAUAUUA